This is a messenger RNA of Tupaia belangeri chinensis (Chinese tree shrew), 485 nucleotides long. RefSeq names its product leucine rich melanocyte differentiation associated (gene LRMDA). NCBI's taxonomy places the organism in Eukaryota, Metazoa, Chordata, Mammalia, Scandentia, Tupaiidae. Gene Ontology annotation, biological process: melanocyte differentiation. Gene Ontology annotation, molecular function: protein binding. The annotation marks the transcript as partial. The transcript is spliced from 4 exons. The record is from RefSeq and is a predicted model, not a curated record.
AUGCGGUCACUGGAAGGACUGAGCACAUUCAGAGGCCUGGAGGAACUCAUCUUGGACAACAAUCUGCUCGGGGACGACCUCGUGUUGCCAGGGUUACCCAGGCUCCAUACCUUAACCCUCAACAAGAACCAAAUCACUGAUUUGGAGUACCUGCUUGAUCACCUGGCAGAAGCAACACCAGCUCUGGAGUACCUCAGUCUUCUGGGUAAUGUGGCAUGUCCCAAUGAGCUGGUCAGCUUGGACAAGGAUGAAGAAGACUACAAGAGAUAUAGAUGCUUUGUUCUGCACAAGCUGCCCAACUUGAAGUUUCUGGAUGCCCGGAAAGUAACCAGACAAGAACGAGAGGAGGCGUUGAUCAGAGGGGCCUUCAUGAAGGUGGUAAAACCCAAGGUGAGCGUCUACUCCCUGGUCUUUGUAAGAGAUGUGUGUUGCAUGACACUAGUUACAUCUCAGAGCAUGGAGGACAUCUUGUAUUCAAGAUACAG